AUGUCCAACGACAGGUUCAAGAGCGUGGAGCACCGCGUGUUGGCCAAGACCUCCGGGCCGAGGUUGUCGGUGGCCUGCUUCUUCGGGACACCCGGCGCGGUCGCGUCCAAGAUAGUGCUACGGCCCAUCGUCGGCGCGGUACAGGAGCACGACGGUGGAGGAGCUGCUGCGGGAGUACAGGGCCAAGGGCCUCGACGGCACCUCUGCGCUCCACCACUUCAGGCUCUGAUUGAAUCAUUAAUUAUUUGCUUCGUCUUUUCCAUUUGUGAAUAA
Triticum turgidum subsp. durum (durum wheat) is the source of this 273-nucleotide messenger RNA. The record is from the annotation of a GenBank genome assembly. NCBI's taxonomy places the organism in Eukaryota, Viridiplantae, Streptophyta, Magnoliopsida, Poales, Poaceae.